AUGGCAGCGAUAAUAGCUCCUACUGAUGAUAUGGAGAUGGAGAAAAUCGCUGAAGAUGAACUGUCUAAGCUGCAAAGACAGUUCAGGGUUAUGGAGAUAGACCGCGCCAACGUGCUGUCCAGCGUGCAGCCGACCCUCAGGAUGCAGAAGAACAUUAUCAACACGCUGAAUGGAGAACUUGAGAAGAUUAUGAUGGAAUUAAAGUUCACAAAAAGCACAUCAAACGUUCUAGAAGGUGCCAGAAGCCGAGAGAAGCUGAUCAGUCUUCUGAAAGAGCACGAGAAGUUCUCAGCAGAGGUGAAGGACCACAGAGAGACCAUCAGAGAGCUGGACUUCUUACUCAAACAAGUGCAGAAGGAGAUCAAAGCACUACGGUCGAAGGGUACUGGGUUCGAGAUUGCCUACGCCAACGCGUUAAACAGCCAAACGCUGAUCAGUCAAUUGGAGAACCGGCUGGACACAGCCAUGAAGAAGUUCAACACCGUCAACAGCGAGAACUACUCCAUGAGGCUUGAGAUAGACCGGCUACUGAGGGACCGCCAAUUCUUCAACACGCUAUGGAAGAACCAGCUGAAACGGCUGAUGGAUGGCAAAGCCAUGAUCAUUGAGUUGUUGGAGCAGGCCAUCUCCACGUACGACCAGCGCGAAGAGUGGUGCUCCAAGCUCGACGCGCUGAAGGAGAAGGCGGCUAUAGACUAUAGGAAGCAUUGCCUGGAAGUACGUGAGCUUCAGCGCCAGUUGGACCACAGCCUGAAGCUGGAAGAGUUCCUACGCACGAAGGGCACGGUGCGGCUGACGGCGGCGGACGCCAAAGCCGAGGCCAAGAAACUGGAGCAGCAGGAAGAGGAGAUGAGGAUCUACAAUAAUUACGUGAACAUCCUUGAUGCUAUACGGGAGUUUGCAGGCGAAGAAGACGUAGACAAGCUGAUACAGGAAUUCACCCGGCGAGAGGAAGAGAACUACGCCCUCUUCAACUAUAUCAACGAAGUGUGUACGGAACUCAAGAACUUGAGCGAUAACGUCAAGAUGCUCAAAGUUAAUAUUGAGGAAGAAAACGCCAAACACCAAGCGAAGCUGUACAAGCAGCAGGACAGCAUCGAGUCGCUCCGCAGCGCCCUGGAGGAGAAGCGACUUGCCACGGCCAGCGCGCGGGAGACUUGCGAGAAAUCCUCGCAAGUGCUGGCCAUGCUGCUGCAGCAGAUACACGCGCUGGCCGUAUCGUCGGAUUGCGACUCGCUGCCUCUGCUGAAGCUGUUAGGCAAACCGUUCGAUAUAAACGUUACGAACGCGCGCCUUUACAUCAAAAGUGUGGAGAAGAAGAUCCUCGAAAUUGUCGACGUCAUCAAACUUGAUGAGGCCAUCCAGCGUCAGUUGGAGUCCAAGGAGCGCACCCCGCCGUCAUCACGCCGACGACGCGCUCGAGCGAGAGAAGCUGCACCUUCACACGCCUAAGGAACUUACUAUAUUCGUUGUUAUCAUUUUUAAAACCUUAUCUUAUAUUCAUCAACAUCCUAGCCUCUUCCCAACUCUGUCGGAGUCGGCUUCCAGUCUAACCAAAGUCAGCUAAGUAAAAGUGUUUUACAAGGAGCGACUGCCUAUCUGACUUCCUCAACCCAGUUAACUGGCAACACGAUACCCCUCGGUCGGAAUACCAUAAUUAUUGUCAGUUUCCACGACACUACAAGCUGUCGUCAUAUAGUUGGGUGUUUUCAAUUUGGAUGUUACCAGUUAACACGUUAAUUGCAAGCUUUUGUUAAUGUUAGACGGUAUUAACUUUGGUCAUACCAGAA
Messenger RNA from Trichoplusia ni (cabbage looper), 1790 nucleotides. RefSeq names its product coiled-coil domain-containing protein 63-like. The record is from RefSeq and is a predicted model, not a curated record. NCBI's taxonomy places the organism in Eukaryota, Metazoa, Arthropoda, Insecta, Lepidoptera, Noctuidae.